Salvelinus sp. IW2-2015 is the source of this 3251-nucleotide messenger RNA. Its product is annotated as beta-galactosidase-1-like protein 2. NCBI's taxonomy places the organism in Eukaryota, Metazoa, Chordata, Actinopteri, Salmoniformes, Salmonidae. Gene Ontology annotation, molecular function: beta-galactosidase activity. The record is from RefSeq and is a predicted model, not a curated record. Gene Ontology annotation, cellular component: vacuole. Gene Ontology annotation, biological process: carbohydrate metabolic process.
CCACCGGUUCUAUGUCACACCAAACGGCGGGCAUCACAAACACCAGGAAUUUUCAACUUAAAUUGCUCCACCUCCAAACUUAACGCUACUCCUUUCCAUGAUGCCCUGUUCCUAAGAGCAAAGCAAGAAAAAGAUAUUGACUCAAGUUACGUAACCCAAGCCUGUUCCCUCUGGUCAGAAGAAACACAAACAAAUAUCACAAGUCCACUACAGGUUACCUUCACUGAUUCAACUGCCCCCAACUCCUUUCUCACCCACCCUGAAACCCCAAAUAGAUCAGCCAAAAUGUAAGGGUCCACUUUCUCAAAAAAUGUAACUCCUACUGGUCCAGAUUCUUCUUUAUCGUGUCUGAUGCCAUUCUUCCUCAACAUUCAUCUUCCCAUUACACUCGGCUCUUCAUCUUCCUCGCUGUCUAUAAACACAUCUAUCCGUUCUCCACGCUCUUGCUGCACCUUCAUCCACUACAUUGCUUUCAGAGCACGCACUAAUGGUGUUCCUCCAAAACCCAACUUCUGUUAAUUAGCCCACUUUACAAGUCUGGCUACUGCUGACCUCUCCAUGCUUCCUUCACCUUGUAAACAUUUACCACACCGACGAAUGACUACAUUACCCCACCCACGCUUCUAAUAUGGAAAUAAUAAUGUCCCAUAAAUACUUUAAUAUUUUAAAUUCUCCAGCAUUUUGCUUUGAUAGGUUAUCCAUUUAUGACGUGGAAAUGUCUCAAUGUAUUUAUUUUGUCUCAAAGAGUCUCUCUCUCACACCAUCGCACAAACACACCCUUUCUGGGCGGAGCAAAGCUUAAUAGGCUAUACUCUAUCUAUCCUGAGGGAGUUGCAGGGAUCCUCCUAGCUACAUUUUCACCAGCAGAUCCGAGUAGAUUAGAUGUGUUUGUCAUUGGAAAGGGUUUCAUUUCUAUAAAGUAAGUACUGUCUGUCAACAGAUAACAGAUUAACAUAUUUACUAUUAACAGAUGGUUGUUCUAAGAAUAAGGAAAGCCCACAAAAGACGUUAUGCACUUCUCUGUUUGAGCAUUGUUGGCUUCAUCAUGUACCGGUACCUGGGUACUGCGCCCGGAGGCAGGAGAAUGAGCAGGAGAGUAGGUUUGAGUGCCAACUCGUCCCAGUUCACCUUGGAGGGAGAAACAUUCCGUAUUCUGGGGGGAUCCGUCCACUACUUCCGGGUCCCUAGAGCCUACUGGAGGGACCGCCUGAUGAAAAUGAAGGCUUGUGGCAUCAACACCCUCACUACAUAUGUACCAUGGAGCUUACAUCAGCCAGAGAGAGGGGUUUUCCACUUUCAAACAGAGUUGGAUUUAGAAGCCUACAUUAACUUGGCUGCUGAGGUAGGACUCUGGGUGAUCCUGCGUCCAGGGCCGUACAUUUGCUCUGAGCUCGACCUAGGAGGGCUGCCGAGUUGGCUUCUUCGUGACGGGAGUAUGAGGUUGAGGACUACUCACCCAGGAUUUGCUGAGGCAGUCAAUACGUUCUUUGACAAGCUCAUUCCAAAAGUGGUUCCUCUACAGUUCAAGAAAGGAGGGCCCAUCAUUGCUGUACAGUUGGAAAAUGAAUAUGGAUCAUUUGCAAUGGAUAAAACUUACAUGCCUUUCAUCAAGGAGGCUCUACAGUCCAGAGGAAUCAAUGAGCUCUUACUGACGUCAGAUAACCAUGAGGGAUUAAAGGAAGGGGGUGUGACGGGAGUAAUCAGAACAGUGAAUCUACAGAAACUAAAUCAGGGGGACAUCAAGUAUUUGAAUGCUAUUCAGCCCAAUAGCCCCAUGAUGGUGAUGGAGUACUGGACAGGCUGGUUUGAUGCAUGGGGAGACCUCCACCAUGUCCUCGCUCAAGAGGAUAUGGUUUCUGCUGUACGGGAGAUUCUGAGACGCGGCAUGUCCAUCAACCUGUACAUGUUCCACGGAGGGACUAACUUUGGCUUCAUGAGUGGAGCACUGACAAACCCAAUCUACAAGGCACUAAUCACAAGCUAUGAUUAUGAUGCACCUCUGUCCGAAUCGGGAGAAUACACGCCAAAGUAUCACCUUCUCAGGGAUCUAUUCAGUCAGUACCACAGUGAGAAGCUCCCUGAUAUGCCAGCCCUGCGUUGGAAGGAGACGUAUGAGCCAGCCAUCAUGUACCAGCACCUCUCUCUGUGGGACGCCUUGACCUUCGCUGAGGAGCCAUUUAAAUCACCAACCCCAGUCAACAUGGAGAAUCUCCCAGUGAACAGUGGGAAUGGCCAGUCCUAUGGCUAUACCCUCUAUGAGACCAUUAUAACCAGCGGAGGCUCCCUCAAGUCCGGAGACAAUGUACGGGACAGAGCCCUGGUGUUUGUGGACAGACACUACAUUGGCAUUUUCAAGCAUCAGAAUCUGGAGCUAGCGGUGCCUGAUGGAAAGGAGAAACGGACAUUGAGCUUACUGGUUGAGAACUGUGGACGAGUUCACUAUGGGAAAGCUCUAGAUAAACAGCGCAAAGGUCUCGUAGGUGACAUUCUAUUGAACAACACUCCUUUGAGGGACUUCACAAUAUACAGUCUGGAUAUGAAAACCAGCUUUAUUGAUAGCCUCAACCAGGCACCUUGGAUGUCCCUUCCACACGUUCCCAGUUUCCCUGGAUUCUUCCUGGGAAGAAUGUUUACCUACGGUUAUCCAAGUGACACCUUCGUCAAGCUACCAGGCUGGGGAAAAGGGGUAGUCUUCAUCAAUGGUUUGAACCUGGGGCGCCACUGGUAUAUCGGGCCCCAGCAAACACUCUACCUCCCAGGACCUUUUCUCAACAGUGGAGUAAACCAGGUCAUUGUGUUUGAAGAGCAGGAAGCUGAUUAUAAAAUCACGUUUGAAGAGACUCCUGAUCUGGGCAUGGCUGUGGACAUUCAGUAACUGCAUGUACAUUGUAUGGGGAUAACUCACCUUAUCGAUCUUGAGCAGAAUAUUGUUCAUCAUUUUAUUGACGUAAAUGUCAUCCAAUCUGUAUUUUUAUUGAAUCUAGUAACGAGAACAAAAUAUCACAGCCUAAAAACAAAGCUAUUUUCAACUGGAAUCAUUGUGUUGGCUAAACAAGUCAUCAACGUCUGUAUGUGUCAUGAUGACAAGUAUUUUGGUUAUAACAAAUGGCAUGUCAUGUUAGUGAUAGCAUUCUGGUGACUCUUGCUUCCAAACAAAAUGUUAUACCUGUAUCAUCUGACCACUGAUUGAUAGGCUACAAGAGCUUCAGCAGUUUUAUUUUAGUAUUCAUGCAUUAAAUUGGCAAAUAUGA